Molecule: messenger RNA, 534 nt
Organism: Arctia plantaginis
Lineage: Eukaryota; Metazoa; Arthropoda; Insecta; Lepidoptera; Erebidae
Source: the annotation of a GenBank genome assembly
AUGACGUCGGCUGGUCUUUUGGUCUUCUGCUCCGUGCUCACAAGGACGCUAUGCGUUAUUGCUCCACAGAUACCAGAUUUCAAAAUCGGUGACAAAAAGAUUAUAAACGGUCCUUUCUGGUCCGAGGUCUUCACGGAGACGUAUGAAGACCACGAAGAGGACAUCUCCACAACUACUUCUGAGCCUUUGCCUUUCUUCGAAGAUGAUGCUUCGACUAAUAAUGUGACCGCCCAGCUGGGCAGUCGUGUUCAUCUGCACUGCAGAGUUCACGACUUAGGGGAGAAAACGAUAUCCUGGGUUCGCCGCCGUGGCGAAGAACUCCAUCUCCUGUCCUUCGGCCGUCAUACUUACUCAGCUGAUUCCCGUUACUCUUUAGCCUUCGAGCAUCCUAACGAUUGGCGACUCCUCAUCCAGUACGUGAGUGAGAGAGACGACGGAUUCUACGAGUGUCAAAUAUCUACUCAUCCUCCGUUAGUUAGGAGAGUUUACUUGUCUGUUGUCGGUAAGUUUUCAAUUUUUUUAACACGCCUUUGA